Molecule: messenger RNA, 5900 nt
Organism: Phalaenopsis equestris
Lineage: Eukaryota; Viridiplantae; Streptophyta; Magnoliopsida; Asparagales; Orchidaceae
Product: brefeldin A-inhibited guanine nucleotide-exchange protein 2-like
Exons: 11
Coding region: 184-5529 (1781 amino acids)
Biological process (GO): regulation of ARF protein signal transduction
Cellular component (GO): trans-Golgi network
Molecular function (GO): guanyl-nucleotide exchange factor activity
Source: RefSeq, a predicted model, not a curated record
UAUGAUGAUCUCCUGUUCAUUCUCCUCCUGCAGAUCCGCUGCCGGCUGGGACGGCAAGGCCAGUUGCAAGGGGUCGCUCAAAACCCCGACCUGCUGCUUGUCUGCCGCCGCCACAGCCGCCGUGGCGGAAUGCUCAUUCAUUGCCGGAUCUAAACUCCUUCUGAUUUCAACCUUCAGCCGGCAAUGGCUUCUUUCGCGGAAGUUGAUUACCGCGUGCACCAGAUCGUGGUCCCGGCACUCGAGAAGAUCAUCAAGAACGCAUCAUGGCGCAAGGGGCACUCCAAGCUUGCACUGCAGUGCAAAUCCCUCAUCGACAGCCUGUCCGGGCCUCCAUCUUCCGCUUCUUCCUAUCCUCCAGACUCCCCCGACUCCUCAUGUUCUGCUCCCGGCCCCCUUUCGAAUCUCUCCUUUUUAGAGUCUGAGGCCAUCCUCGCCCCCUUGAUCGCUGCUUGUUCCUCCUCCUUCCUCAAAAUCGCCGAGCCCGCCCUAGACUGCGUUCAGCGACUCAUCUCCCAUGCCCUCCUCCAUGGAGAGGCCGACUCCUCCGCUGGACCUUCCGCCCGCCUCCUCGCCCAGCUUAUCGACGCCUCCUGCAGCUGUCACUCCUUGGCCGACGACUCCAUGGAGCUCCUCGUCCUCAAGACCCUGCUCACUGCUGUUACCUCCACAUCCCUUCGAAUCGGCGGAGAUUCCCUUCUCCUUAUCGUCCGCACCAUACACGAUCUCUACCUUGCGUCUAAAAACCCCGUUAACCAGACUACUGCCAAGGCCUCUCUCAUCCAGAUGCUUGUCAUCGUGUUCCGCCGGAUGGAGGCUGACUCUUCUACAGUCCCCGUCCAACCCAUUGUAGUGGCCGAUCUUAUCGACCUCACCGCCGACCAGCCCUCAGUCGACGGUAACGUCACUCAAUUCGUACAGGCCUUUAUUACCAGGAUCAUUGGUGACAUCGACGGCGUCCUCAACUCGAGAUCUACAACGCCCUCCAACGGCUUCCAUGAUCGAACUUUUGAGCCCACGACGGUGGAGAGCACGAAUCCGACAGAUUUACUUGAUUCUACCGACAAAGAUAUGCUGGACGCCAAGCAUUGGGAGAUCAGCAUGUACAAGAGUGCUCUUGAGGGUAGAAAAGUUGAGUUGGGUGGGGAAGGGGCGGUGCUGGCCAUGGAGAGAGAGGAUGACGAUGAGGUGCAAAUUGGAAGUAGGCUGAGGAGAGAUGCUUUUCUGGUUUUCCGGGCUCUAUGUAAGCUCUCAAUGAAGACACCGCCUAAGGAAGCACUUGCUGAUCCCUCGCAGAUGAAGGGAAAGAUUUUAGCUCUGGAGGUACUCAAAAUUUUGCUGGAGAAUGCCGGGGAUAUUUUUAGAACUACUGAGAGGUUCUUAGGGGCAAUAAAGCAGUAUCUAUGCUUGUCUUUAUUAAAGAAUAGUGCUUCGCCUCUUAUUAUCAUUUUUCAGUUAUCCUGUUCGAUUUUCAUGAGCCUUUUAUCAAGAUUCAGACCACGUCUAAAGGCAGAGAUCGGAGUCUUCUUUCCGAUGAUUAUCCUGAGAGUUUUAGAAAAUGUUUCUCAACCAAAUAUUCAACAGAAAAUGAUCGUGCUUCGAUUUUUGGAAAAGCUCUGUAUUGAUUCUCACAUUUUUGUUGAAAUUUUUGCUAACUAUGAUUGUGAUGUUCACUCGCCCAACAUUUUUGAGAGAAUGGUCAACGGCUUGCUUAAAACAGCUCAAGGUCAUUCUGGUGCUGCAACGACCUUUGUACCACCUCAGGAUGCCAUGAUGAAACUUGAAGCUAUGAGGUGUUUGGUAGCCAUUUUGAGAUCAAUGGGAGAAUGGAUGAACAAACAGAUGAGAAUACCCGAUCCCCAUGCUUCUAGUUGUAUUGAAUCAAUUUCUGGAAAUGUUAUUAUAAGUAUGGGUGGUCUUCCAUUGGAAAAUGGCAAUAUUGAGGACCCUGCAGAACGGGUGGAUUCUGAAACAAUAAAUGGAGUUUCUGAAGCUGCAGUAUUAGAACAAUGCCAGGAUUAUGAGUUGGGACUUCAGGAAGGCAUAUCUCUGUUUAAUAGGAAGCCCAAAGAAGGCAUUCAGUUUCUUAUCAAUGCUAAGAAGGUUGGUGACUCCGCUGAGGAAAUAGCUUCUUUCCUUAAAAGUACAUCUGGGUUGAGCAAGAUCCUGAUUGGUGAUUUUCUGGGUGAAAGAGAAGAAUUUUCCCUAAAAGUAAUGCAUGCCUAUGUGGAUACCUUUGAUUUUCAUGGCAUGGAGAUUGAUGAGGCUAUAAGGGCUUUUCUUCAUGGCUUUAGGUUACCAGGGGAGGCACAAAAGAUUGAUCGUAUCAUGGAGAAGUUUGCUGAGCAUUAUUGCAAAUGCAAUCCAAACACUUUUACUAGUGCCGGCACUGCUUAUGUUCUUGCAUAUUCUAUUUUAUUGCUAAAUAUUGAUGCUCAUAAUCCAAUGGUUAAACAUAAGAUGUCUGCAGAUAAUUUUAUUAGGAAUAGUCGUGGCAUUGAUGGUGGUAAGGAUCUUCCUGAAGAAUAUUUAAAAUCUUUGUAUGAAAGAAUUUCAAGGAAUGAAAUAAAGAUGAAAGAGGAUGAUUUUGCUCCUCAGCCACAACAGUCUGCAUGCCAUACUACAAUAUUUGCCUUGGAUAACAUUCUGAAUAUUUCCAUUGACAAAUAUGGAGAUAAAACAACAGAAACCAGUGAGGACGUCAUCAGGCACAUGCAAGAACACACUACAAAAAAUGCUCGCAAAUCAGACUCAGUUUCCUGUUCUGCCAAGGAUGUAGUUAUUUUGAGAUCCAUGAUGGAGGUUUGCUGGGCUCCUAUGUUGGCUGCUUUUAGUGUUGCUCUUGACCAGAGUGAUGAUCUAGCUGUACUAUCUGCCUGUCUUGAAGGAUUUAGGUAUGCUAUACAUGUUACGGCCGCAUUGUUAAUGAAGACACAAAGAGAUGCUUUUGUUACAUCACUGGCAAAGUUCACUUCCCUCCAUUCUGCUGCAGAUAUAAGGCAGAAAAAUAUUGACGCCAUAAAGGCAAUCAUUUUAAUUGCAGAUGAAGAUGGAAAUUACUUGCAAGAUGCUUGGGAACAUGUCUUGACUUGUGUUUCACGUUUUGAACAUUUGAAUCUCUUAGGAGAGGGUGCUCCUCCGGAUGCUGCAUUUUUUGCAAUUCAACAGGGUGAGUUAGAUAAAUCUAAGAAAAUGAAUCCAUCAAUCCUUCCUGUGCUGAAGAAAAAAGGGCCUGGGCGGCUUCAACAAGCUGCUGCAGCUGCAAGAAGGGGAUCAUAUGAUAGUGCUGGUGUUGGUGGUCAUGCCUCUGGUAUGAUCACUUCUGAUCAAAUGAGCAACUUAGUUUCCAACCUGCACUUGUUGGAACAAGUUGGAAUCUCUGAGAUAAACCGCAUCUUUGCACAAAGUCAAAAGUUGAACAGCGAGGCAAUAAUCUAUUUUGUUAAAGCUCUUUGCAAGGUAACUUUGGAAGAGUUGCGCUCUACGUCUGACCCACGCGUGUUUAGCCUGACAAAAGUAGUUGAAAUUGCGCAUUACAACAUGAGCCGAAUCAGACUUGUAUGGUCACACAUUUGGAAUGUGCUGUCUGACUUUUUUGUCACCGUUGGUUGCUCAGAUAAUCUCUCAGUUUCAAUUUUUGCAAUUGAUUCAUUGCGCCAGUUAGCAAUGAAAUUCUUGGAUCGUGAAGAAUUAGCUAACUACAAUUUUCAGAACGAGUUUAUGAAGCCCUUUAUCAUUGUUAUGCGUAAGAGCAAAGCUGUUGAGAUCAGGGAGUUAAUUAUCAGAUGCGUCUCCCAGUUGGUAUUCUCUCGUGUCAAGUGUGUUAAGUCUGGAUGGAGAAGCUUGUUUAUGGUCUUCACCAUUGCCUCUUAUGAUGAGCACAAGAACAUAGUGCUUUUGGCUUUUGAGAUUCUCGAGAGGAUUAUAAAGGAUUACUUCCCAUACAUAACUGAAACUGAGAAUGCGGCUUUCUCAGAUUGCAUUAAUUGUCUGAUUGCUUUCACUAAUAGUAGGUUCAGCAAGGAUUUUAGCAUGCAGGCAAUCUCUUUCCUUAUCUUCUGUGCGACUAAGCUUGCUGAAGGUGAUUUUGGAAACAAGAUGGUGGCUUCAGCAAAUAAUGCUCCGUCAUCUACUUGGAUAUAUAAAGGGAAAAAAACAAAUGCUACACGGUUAGCUGAUAAGGAUGAUCAUUUGCUUCUUUGGUUCCCCUUGUUGGCUGGAUUAUCUGAACUCACCUUUGAUAUGAGGGCUGAAAUCAGGAAAAGUGCACUUCAAGCGCUAUUUGAUACAUUAGAAAAUUAUGGCCAUAUUUUCUCACUGCCUCUAUGGGACAAAGUUUUUGAUUUUGUUCUUUUCCCACUAUUUGAUUACGUCAAACAUGCUAUAGAACCUUCUGGUGAAAAUAUGCAACCGGAAGAUUUUGAAAAUGACUCUAGUGAGCCAGAUCAAGAUGUCUGGCUUUAUGAAACAUGCAAAUUGGCCCUCGAGCUAGUUGUGGAUCUCUUUGUCAGAUUUUAUGAUAUGGUUAAUCCUCUCCUAGGGAAAAUGUUAAUGUUGCUGACAAGCUUUAUAAAGCGGCCCCAUCAGAGCCUUGCUGGUAUUGGCAUUGCGGCCUUUACUCGUUUAAUCAGUAAAGCAGGGUCCCUGCUUACUGAGGAAAAGUGGGGUGAGGCUGUUCUGUCACUGAAGGAAGCUGCAGUAGCCACAAUUCCAGAUUUCUCCCUUAUUUCAUCCGAUACUUAUCUUGCUGAUGUCAUUAAAGAGACGACACAAAUUUCCUUUGGGUCAAGCACUGAAGGAUCAGCAAGAUACACCAAUGAAGAACUUGAAGGAAAAAAAGCAAGAACCCUAUAUUUUGCUCUUACUGAUGUUAGAUGUCGUGUUGCUGUUCAGCUUCUAUUGAUUCAGGCUGUGGCAGAGAUUGUAAACAUGUUUAGAGAUAUUCUCUCAGCAAAAAACACCAUUGUACUCUUCGAAGCCCUUCAUAGCAUCGCAUUGCAUGCUCAUAAGAUCAACAGUGAUAAUGAGCUAAGAUCAAGGCUAAUAGAUUUGGGUCCCAUGACCCAGAUGCAGGACCCUCCAUUACUCCGUCUCGAGAAUGAAUCCUAUUACCUAUGCCUAACCCUGUUACAAAAUGUUGUACGUAACCCAACCGGCUUUGGGGAAACCGAAGCGAUUAGUCUUCUAGUUAACCUGUGCUCUCAGAUCCUUCAAGUAUAUGUUGAUGUCCCAAAAAUUUGGCACCCAGCUUCUGCAGCAGCCAAGCAGGUUAGACCCUUGUGGCAAAUCCCAACAGGUUCCUCAAAAAGAAGAGAGCUUGCAGCACGAGCUUCAGUUGUUGUUGCAACUCUGCAUGUGAUCUGUGAAAUGGAAGCAAAUUCUUUCAAGAAGAAAUUGGCCGAGUUCUUCCCUCUUCUCUCAUGCUUGAUAAGCUGCGAGCAUGGUUCCAAUGAGGUACAGGAAGUACUCUGUGAGAUGCUUGAUUCAAAAGUCGGGCCACUUCUGCUUCAGGCUUGCUCGAAUCUCCAGUAGUUACUUCAGUGGAACAUCCUCUUAUUCUGCUGUAAAUUUUGCCUCACAUUUAUGUUAAUUUUAUUUAUACAAGUUUUUUACAUAAUCAUUUUCAAAUUUUACAAUUUACAAUCAUGCUAAGGGAGCCUUUAGGCAAUUGGCAAUUUUUUUUUGUACCUUGAGAAGUUUGGGGGGUAGUGUGCUUUUGAAUAGGUAGCGUGUUUACCGGCUUGUUUUGAUAAGUAUGUAACCAAAAAAAUGCUGGAGGUGCAGUUACACAUUUUAUUUAUUUUAUAGAUUUUGUUGUCCUUUGUUUUUUUUUUAUUUUUUGGGAGAACGGUAGUGUACUUCUUUGUCCAUUAUUAAAUUUGUGUUAUCUAUUUGUUUUUGUU